Messenger RNA from Didymella exigua CBS 183.55, 1098 nucleotides. RefSeq names its product disulfide isomerase. Gene Ontology annotation, biological process: protein folding. Gene Ontology annotation, cellular component: endoplasmic reticulum. Bases 1 to 1098 code for a protein of 365 amino acids. Gene Ontology annotation, molecular function: protein disulfide isomerase activity. The record is from RefSeq and is a predicted model, not a curated record. The transcript has 2 exons. NCBI's taxonomy places the organism in Eukaryota, Fungi, Ascomycota, Dothideomycetes, Pleosporales, Didymellaceae.
AUGCUUUUCAAUCGUAUUCUCCCCGCGGUCGUCGCGCUGCUCCCCGCCCUUGCCUCCGCUUCAGCGCCCGCAUCCUCCGUCAUCGACCUCACACCCAAGAACUUCGAUGAGGUCGUCCUGAAGUCGGGCAAGCCUGCCCUCGUCGAAUUCUUCGCCCCGUGGUGCGGACACUGCAAGAACCUCGCCCCCAUCUACGAGGAGCUCGGCACCGGCUUCCAGCACGCCGCUGGCAAGGUCUCGGUCGCAAAGGUCGAUGCGGACGAGCACAAGUCUCUGGGCAAGCGCUUCGGCGUCACUGGGUUCCCAACACUGAAGUGGUUCGACGGAAAGAGCGACACGCCUGAGGACUACAAGGGCGGCCGUGAUCUCGAGAGCUUGACCAAGUUCAUCACCGAAAAGACAUCGAUCAAGCCCAAGGUCAAGGGCAAGCUUCCCAGCGCCGUCACCUUCCUCGACGACCAGAGCUUCAAGCAGAAGGUUGGAAAGGACCAGGAUGUCCUUGUUGCCUUCACUGCUCCCUGGUGCGGACACUGCAAGACCCUCGCUCCCAUCUGGGAGACUCUCGCCAGCACCUUCGUCAACGAGCCCAACGUCCUGAUUGCCAAGGUUGAUGCUGAAGCUGAGAACGCAAAGGCCCUCGCCAAGGAGCAGGGCGUGUCCUCGUACCCGACCAUCAAGUACUUCAAGAAGGGUUCCCUCGAGCCCACCCCAUACGAGGGUGGCCGUUCCGAGGAGGCGUUCAUCCAGUACCUCAACAAGAACUCCGGCACCCACCGCGCUGUCGGCGGCGGUCUUGACGCCACUGGCGGAACCAUCGAGGCUUUCGAUACCGUCAUCGAGAAGUUCAAGUCUGCCUACGGCGAUGGUGUCGAGGAAGCUACGACUCUCGCUUCCACUCUGCAGGACAAGUAUGCCCAGUACUACGUCAAGGUCUUCCAGAAAAUUGGCGCGAACAAGGAGUACGCUGCGAAGGAGUCUAAGCGCCUUCAGAGUCUCAUCAGCAACGGCAACCUCGCAUCCGAGAAGCUCGAUGACCUGAUCAGCAGGAGCAACAUUCUCCAGAAGUUCCUCGGCACCGACGACAAGAGCGAGCUGUAG